UUUCAUGCUGUUUUCAAGUUUCGUAGCUUCUGAGAAUUAGUUAACUCUUUAAACUUUAUUAAUAUUUGUGUUUUCCUCCAUAUAUGAUAAAAGUUGUUGAGGUUGCAUGCAAUGAUUUUGAGUUUAAAUAUAGUAAUGUUCAAGAGCCGAGUCAACAUGGGAAGGAAGUUGAAAACUCUAGCAAUUUUACUAUCCUUGUCAACUCUUGUCUAUACUCCGGUAUCUACCACAUCAGUGGAUGAGCUUGUUAGGAUAAAACUAAAGAAAGUGAAAUUUAGUGAAACCAGCUCAGACGUCACUUUAAACGCGUCUGUUAGGAAGUACACAAAGAGUUCAAAUAACCUUCGUGAUUCCACGAAAUCUGAUAUCAUAGCACUAAACAACUAUAUGAAUGCUCAAUACUUUGGUGAGAUCGGCAUUGGAACCCCACCUCAGAAAUUUAAUGUGAUCUUCGAUACAGCUAGUGCUAACUUGUGGGUACCUUCGUCAGAAUGCUUAUUUUCGGCAUCUUGCUCUAGCCACAUGAAAUACGAGUCAAGUAAAUCAAGCACUUACAAAGCAAAUGGCAAAUUUGCUACUAUCCACUAUGGUACAGAUUCAAUAUCUGGAAAUUUUAGCCAAGAUAAUGUUAAAGUUGGUGAUCUAAUUGUUGACGAUCAGAUAUUCAUUGAGGCAACGCGGGAGUCUGGUGUCACAUUUUUGGCGGGGAGGUUUGACGGUAUCCUUGGGCUUGGAUUCAAGGAAAUCUCUAUUGGCAAUGUUGUUCCAUUG
Messenger RNA from Lactuca virosa, 771 nucleotides. The record is from the annotation of a GenBank genome assembly. Lineage: Eukaryota; Viridiplantae; Streptophyta; Magnoliopsida; Asterales; Asteraceae.